This is a messenger RNA of Drosophila obscura, 2311 nucleotides long. It is a transcript of the gene MTPAP, whose product is annotated as poly(A) RNA polymerase, mitochondrial. Gene Ontology annotation, biological process: mitochondrial mRNA polyadenylation. The transcript has 4 exons. The coding region runs from base 136 to 2049 and encodes 637 amino acids. Gene Ontology annotation, molecular function: poly(A) RNA polymerase activity. The record is from RefSeq and is a predicted model, not a curated record. Lineage: Eukaryota; Metazoa; Arthropoda; Insecta; Diptera; Drosophilidae.
UUCGCAUUAAAAUCAGAAAUUUGUAAUAUUGCAGCCCUGGCGCUGGCAGCCGAACAGCUGGACAUUCACCCUAACCCCACAAAGGACGCAUGAAGUAGUGCUAGGAUCUCCACCAGUCAGUCACAUAUACCCGCCAUGAACAAUUUGAUGCGUCGAGCACAGAACGUGCAGCUCUGGCGAAAAUAUUGCGUAAAACAAUACACCACAGAAGCCGCAUCCGCAUCCUCGCCCAGAGGCAAGCCCAACUAUGACGAGUUUAUUGGCGGCCGUCAGGUCCAGGCUCAGCGCAGCAUCGUGGUCCAGGUCAGCUCCGAGAAGUCCUACUCGGAAUUGUAUAACUACUGCAGUCGCUUUGGUGCCAUUGUGGGGGCGCACCACUACUGCGUGCGGCAUGACGACGAUCUGCACUACAUUCUGCUGGAGUACUCCACAGCCCACGAGGCAGCGGCUGCCAUUGACGCGGGCGCCACCAAUGGUGAGCUUAGCGGGGUACCCGUACGCUCGCCCUUCCUCUGGUUCAAGGCGGCACCCGGCAAGCGUGGCCCCAAACUCGCAGCCAUCGCCAACAACAACAACACCAGCCAGCAGCCGCUCAGAGAUCUGCUGUCCGUGGACGGCACCAGGCAGCUUGACCAGGCGUCUUUGCUCAGCCAGCUGCGCGGGGCGGCGAGCAUCGAGCAACAGGUGCAACUGCUGCAUGAGCACACCCAGCUGAACGAUCUCGGGGUGCGCAUGCGCUUCCUGGCCGCCCUGCAGGUGCAGCAGGCCAUAUCUGGGAUGUUCCCCGCCGCGCAGGCCCAUCCGUUUGGCUCCUCGGUAAACGGCUUCGGCAAGAUGGGCUGCGACCUGGACCUUAUCCUGCGCUUCGACAGGGAGACUGGCGGUCGCAGGCACACGGAUAGCGAGCAGCCCUCGCGGCUCAUCUACCACACCAAAGAGAACCUAAGCAACGGACGAUCGCAGACGCAGCGGCACAUGGAAUGCUUUGGCGACAUGCUGCACCUCUUUCUGCCCGGCGUCUGUCAUGUGCGGCGCAUCCUGCAAGCCCGAGUGCCCAUCAUCAAGUACCAUCACGAGCAUCUAAAUCUGGAGGUGGAUCUCUCCAUGAGCAACCUCUCUGGCUUCUACAUGUCCGAGCUGCUGUAUAUGUUCGGGGAGAUUGAUCCGCGAGUGCGUCCGCUCACGUUCAGCAUUCGACGCUGGGCGCAGGCCAGCGGACUGACGAAUCCCUCGCCUGGGCGCUGGAUCAGCAACUUCUCGCUGACCUGCCUGGUCAUGUACUUUCUGCAGCAGCUGCGCCAGCCCAUACUGCCCACCAUUGGAGCACUGGUGAAGGCGGCCGAUGCGUCUGAUGUGCGUGUCACCGAGGAUGGGAUCAACUGCACCUUCGGCCGGGACCUGGAGCGUGUGGGCUUCCAGAGCCGAAACACGAGCUCGCUGAGCGAGCUGCUGUUGCAGUUUUUCGAGUUCUAUUCGCAGUUUGACUUCCACAAUCGGGCCAUCUCGCUGAACGAGGGCCGGCAGCUGUCCAAGCCGGAUCACUCGGCCAUGUACAUUGUGAAUCCGCUGGAACAGCUGCUGAACGUCAGCAAGAACGUGAGCCUGGAGGAGUGCGAACGGCUGCGCAUCGAGGUGCGGAAUGCCGCCUGGAUACUCGAGUCGGAGGUGGAGAACUCAUCGCUGCCGGAGAGCGAACGCCAGGAGGAGACCUGGGGCCUGCUCAAUCUCUUCAAGCAUCCAGAGAAGGCCGUCAUUCGGCCCAAUAUGUUCUUCAAGCCGCGCAUGGUCGAGGUCAGCGAUCUCUUUGAGGAGAAGCUGCUGCAGCAGCAGCAACAGUCAACGACAGGCCCAGCCUCAGCCGGUGGAGCGGAGGCGGCAGCGGCGGCUCCCCCUGUUGUCUAUAAAAAUGUCUCGGUGCGGCAGCAGGUGCAGAGCAUAAAGGCGGCAACGCGCACAGAAUUAAAGCAGCUGCGUGGUUCCUCCAGUGCGGCGGCGGCGGCAGCAGCACCCAGUCACAGUGCCAGCACAAAGAACAGGCGCAGCAGGUGAUAGGACACAGAUGUCUACAGCCGCCCCCCUGUGUACAUACGUAGAGUUAGUCUGACCCCGUGACCCCUGCUGACCUGGCACUUAAUUUAAGCUUAAGCCGGCUAAACAGAAACUGAAACUGAAUACUGUUCAAUAUUGUUAAUCUUCCCAUUAAGGUAGCAUAAUACCACACUCGUUCGUAAGUCUAGGAUCCACAAAACACACGAAAAUGUUGAGUAUUUUAAUCACUUUUUUUAUGAUAAAUAAAAACCAAAAUUAUCAG